This is a messenger RNA of Umbelopsis ramanniana AG, 1193 nucleotides long. RefSeq lists its product as uncharacterized. Gene Ontology annotation, biological process: transport. Bases 88 to 1098 code for a protein of 336 amino acids. The record is from RefSeq and is a predicted model, not a curated record. The transcript has 6 exons. Lineage: Eukaryota; Fungi; Mucoromycota; Umbelopsidomycetes; Umbelopsidales; Umbelopsidaceae. Gene Ontology annotation, molecular function: transmembrane transporter activity.
UGCAAUAAUUCAGUCAAUUAAGUCCCCAAUAAAGAUUACGCUUGGUGCUCCGAUGGCGAUUGGGAUUCCCCUCGUGAGCUCGCUGAGAUGAAUGUCUGUGCUUAUGGCGAUUUAACCAAUCAAUGGUCGCAGUCACAUCUACGGAAUCCCUCUUUUCGAGCUCUUGCCGCUGACAUGUCCACGCAAGUUGAAUCCAGGGCUCCUUCUGUCAGUAAUGCGAGCCUCGACGACAAAUCUUUCGCAAAUCGCGCAAGAGGUUUUGCUGCUGGUGUGGCGUCCGGUAUUACAAAAUUAGCCGUUGGUCAUCCAUUUGAUACUAUUAAGGUGCGAAUGCAAACGUCUGGUUCAGCUGACGGUCGUUUCAAAGGUCCAUUGGACUGCUUUCUGUCGACCGUUCGCAAAGAAGGUGUGCGAGCCUUAUACAAAGGCGCGACUCCGCCCUUGGUGGGGUGGAUGUUCAUGGACAGUAUUAUGCUGGGAACCGUGCACAAUACAAGGAUGAUGCUUAAAUCAUAUAAUGGCGACCGUCCACUGAGUGUGUUUCAACAUGGUCUAGCAGGUCUAGCGGGUGGAUUGACGGUUUCAUUUGUUGCCACACCUGUUGAGCAAAUCAAAUCAAGGCUUCAAGUUCAGUACAGCGAUGGUGCUGCUCGUAUUUACAGUGGUCCCAUCGACUGCGCACGCAAAAUUGCCAAGAACAACGGAGUUUUCAAAGGAUUAUGGAAGGGAUUGUUGCCCACCAUGGCCUUUAGAUCAUGGUUCUUUGUGUUCUGGGCCUCCUAUGAGGUAUAUUCUAGGGAACUGAGAAAGCGUGGAUACUCAGAUAGCACGGUUACUUUUAUUGCUGGUGGUCUCAGUGCCAAUACUUUCUGGCUUGGAUGUUUCCCUACAGAUGUCGUCAAGAAUAGAUAUAUGACCCAACCAGAUGUGAAUCCACCACGGUUCCCUACUGUUCGAAGUGUGGCGAGAUUCGUUUACCAAACUGAAGGCUUGAAGGGAUUUUACAGAGGUUUCCUUCCCUCCUUCUUGCGAGCAUUCCCCACUAACGCCUCGGCCGUCCUGGCCUUUGAAACGGUCAUGAAGUUGCUUCACGAAUAGACACUCCCUUAGAUAACAUAGACUAACCUUGUUAAUAUCUAUACCUGCUUUGAAUAAAGCUAACCCACUUCAGUUCAUGAAAAUAUCCUUUUUCU